CCCCCCUCUCUCUCUCUCUCCAUCCCCACAGGCAUCAGGGGUGAAAGUCUGUGAUGAGGUGGUCAACUGCUUCACCAACAUGAAGGUGCGCAAGGCUUGUGCCAAGGGGGAGGCUAUGAAGAGGAAGAAGGCCAUCAUGCUGAUCCUCAACAAGACCAGGGACCUCAUCAUCCUGGACGAGGAGAGGCAGAUCCUCAUGGGCGAUAUCCAGCAGGGACUGAUUAAAAAUCCCUUUGAUCACUUUAUGAGCAUGUUUCACCCGGAUCGCUGCUGUUAUGCCAUCUAUGAUGCCAACUAUGAGACAAAAGAAUCGAAGAAGGAGGAGCUGAUCUUCAUUCAUUGGAGUCCAGAUGGGGCCACAAUCCAGGACAAGCUGAUCUACGCCAGCUCCAAAGAUGCCGUCACCAAAAAGUUUAACGGGAUCAAGCAUGAAUGGCAGGUGAAUGGCUUCGAUGACUUGACUGACAUUCAUUCAUUGGCUGCAAAGCUGGGCCCCGAUGUUGUGGCCGUUGAGUCUCGGCACAUCUAACACCCCAGCCCACGACCAUCAUCCAUCUUUCCAAUGUCUUGUGUUCUGGGUUUCUGAUUAUUAUUUUUUGGGGCCUGCCACGCCCCUUCAGUUUGUACACUUGUCUUUGACUCCCCUCCUCUAAUGCUUGCUUUUUAUUAAAUCCUGUUUGUAAUUUGGGACCAGUUAUUUAGAGGGCUCCUUAUACCAAUUACCGGGGGGCCUCGGGCGGUGGGGGGGGGGGGGAGGGGGGAGGGGAGGGGAGGAGAGUCCCGUGGACAGAAAUUUCUCGUCCACCGGUCCAAGCCUGGACAAGUUAGUGGUGGGGUGAUCAGCGAGUGUCAAGAUGUAUUUAAAUAAAAUGAACCAAAUCGCUGUGGUGGUGAUUGUCGUACCGACAUCGUUCCUUGAGUUGGGGGCAGUGUGAUCCACCGCACUGCCCAGUCAUUUAGACACCCCUGGUUUGGUUUUGGCUGGGGAGUGCGUGCUGGCCAAGAGAAUUUUGUAGACCUUUGUAAUCAGCAUUUAACAAUCCCCUCUAACAAGUGACGCCAACCUUAAUUAGAACUCUUGUUCGAUGUGUAAUUUGGUCGUAUUUUCUAAGCAUUCCUAAUGUUUUAACGAGAUUUACAGCGGUGGUCACCAUUGUAAUCGGGCACUGCAUGUGUAAGGUGAAUGGGGGGGGGGGGUGAUUCUGCCACUCCAGUGGGUGGUGGGAUUCAGUGUCUUGUGAAUGGUCGCUAGUUUUCAAAUCUGAACCCCUGACUAAUGUGGAUGUUGCAUCUGACCAUCGAAAAUAAAAGUGUGACCAAUACCUCCA
Amblyraja radiata (thorny skate) is the source of this 1328-nucleotide messenger RNA. RefSeq names its product cofilin-2-like. The coding region runs from base 80 to 529 and encodes 149 amino acids. Gene Ontology annotation, biological process: actin filament depolymerization. Gene Ontology annotation, molecular function: actin binding. Lineage: Eukaryota; Metazoa; Chordata; Chondrichthyes; Rajiformes; Rajidae. Gene Ontology annotation, cellular component: actin cytoskeleton. The record is from RefSeq and is a predicted model, not a curated record. The transcript is spliced from 3 exons.